CUUAUGUUAGUUAGCAGUUAGUAGUUGGAGUUAGUUGUUCUUCCUCUGCAGACAAGCAGCAGGUUGUCAGCGUUUUAAUCUGUAAAAUGAACGGUUUAGACGAAGAGCCAAUGGCGCCACAGACCUUUCUUUACGGCUGUGUGCUGGAAGCUGGUAAGGAGGUGGUGUUCAAUCCUGAAGACGAUGACUUUGAGCAUCAGUUAGAUCUGAGGAUGGCCUGCGUGGACCCCAGCACGAAAGAUGAACUUCACAUGGUGGAGGUGGAAGGACAAGACAUAGAGGGGCAGAAAAUCAAGGCAGCACUGGUCUCACUGAAGCCCUCCAAUCUGCCAAGUGUGUGUCUCGGUGGUUUCACGAUCACACCCCCGGCAGUCUUCCGUCUGAAAGCAGGUUCUGGUCCAAUCCAUAUCAGUGGGCAACACCUCGUCAUGAUGGAGGCUGAUCAGUCUUUUGAUGAAGAUGACGACGAUGAGGAAGAAGAGGAAGAUGUCAGAACAUCAAAGAAAAGACCAGCUUCCUCCCCUGCCGCCAAGUCUCAGAAAAAAAUGAAAAUGGACAUAGAGGAGGAUGAUGACGACGAUGAAGAUGAGGAUGAAGAUGACGAGGACGAUGAUGAGGAUGAUGAGGAGGACGAUGAGGAGGAGGAGAGCGAAGAAGAAGAGUCACCUGUUAAGGCCAAGGCAGCACCACCCAAACAACAAACCCCUGCUCAGAACGGCAAGAGCUCAAAACCCAACACUCCGGCCAAAAAGCAGGAAAAGACCCCUAAAGGUAAGGGUGAGAAGUCGCCUAAAACCCCACCCACUCCCAAAGGAAAUUUAACACUUCCUGAGAUUAAAGCCAAGAUAAUGGAGGCAGUGAAGAAGGGAAACACGUUACCCAAGGCCCAGCCCAAGUUUGAGAACUUUGUGAAGAAUGGUUAUAAAGUCUCAGAUGCCAAGGCUAUUGCAGAGCUGUGGAAGUGGAGACAGACGGUGAAGGAUCCUAAAUAAUCGUCUCUGUAGUUUUAUUGUCCCUUUUUAUGACUUGUUUGUACCCACAGCACCUCUCAAACCCUCUUAAGCCAACCUCGGUGCCUCACACUUCAUGCAUCACCAAUUCAAAAUCUAGUCCAGCUCUACCUGCCCCCCCUGUAUGAAGAGACUAGAAGCAUGGCGAGGUGGAUGGUGACAGGUGGUGUCUUUCCUCCUCCAUCACCCUCUCUUUAGGGCAGAAAAAUGAUUUGGUUUGUUGAAUAAACCCUGGGAGAGGAUAUCUUGUGCUUUUUUUAUAUAGCUAUAUACAGUACAUAUACAAUAAAGUUUGAUUUGGCCUCAUGCAGGAACAAUAAAAAUGCAUCAGAUUAGUACCCACACGUAAAAACACACACAAGACUAGAAAGCAGCUCAAGAAACUCUGAAUUAAUUACUUUAUAAUUAACCUUAAUGUUGGCCAUGGUCGCUUCAGCAGUAAUGGUCAUUGAUAUAGCUUGAACAGUAUUGAUAGUCUAGUACCCUCAUGAACGUUAAAAAAAAAAAAAAAAACUUUUGCACUUUUUGAAA
Chelmon rostratus (copperband butterflyfish) is the source of this 1541-nucleotide messenger RNA. RefSeq names its product nucleophosmin 1a (gene npm1a). The transcript is spliced from 11 exons. Gene Ontology annotation, molecular function: RNA binding; histone binding; chromatin binding. NCBI's taxonomy places the organism in Eukaryota, Metazoa, Chordata, Actinopteri, Chaetodontiformes, Chaetodontidae. The record is from RefSeq and is a predicted model, not a curated record. Gene Ontology annotation, cellular component: nucleolus; ribonucleoprotein complex; cytoplasm. Gene Ontology annotation, biological process: regulation of centrosome duplication; ribosomal large subunit export from nucleus; chromatin remodeling. Bases 87 to 992 code for a protein of 301 amino acids.